Urocitellus parryii (Arctic ground squirrel) is the source of this 668-nucleotide messenger RNA. NCBI's taxonomy places the organism in Eukaryota, Metazoa, Chordata, Mammalia, Rodentia, Sciuridae. The record is from RefSeq and is a predicted model, not a curated record.
GGAACCCCUGCACCUCGCACAGAGAGCUCAUCACCAUGACAGACGGCUACUUGUGGUUUGAAGGGAUACCUUUCUCUGUGGUUGGUUUUAGUUCUGAAGUUUUGAAAGAAGCAUGUGCUCAGUUUGUGAUAAAGGAUGAAGACACAGUAUUGGUGACCUACCCCAAAUCAGGAACCAACUGGAUGAUUGAAAUUCUCUGCCUGAUUCACUCCCAUGGUGAUACCAAGUGGAUUCGAUCUGUGCCCACCUGGGAUCGCUCACCCUGGAUAGAGACAGAUAUGGGUUACAAUCUUUUAAAUGAGAGAGAGGGCCCAAGGCUCAUGUCCUCUCACCUCCCCUUCCAUCUCUUCCCCAAGUCUCUAUUCACUUCCAAGGCCAAGGUGAUAUAUGUCAUGAGAAAUCCCAAAGAUGUUCUUGUGUCAGGUUAUUAUCAUCGGACUAUGAUGAAACUAUGUAAGCAACCAGAGUCACUGGAACAGUAUUUUCAAUGGUUCAUCCAAGGAAACGUGCCCUAUGGAUCAUGGUUYGAGCACAUUCGUGGCUGGAUGUCCAUGAGACACAGGGAGAACGUCCUGCUGCUGAGUUAUGAAGAGCUGCAGAAGGACCCAAGAAGCACCAUAGAGAGGAUCUGUCAGUUCCUGGGAAAGAAGUUGACUCCAGAAGAACUG